AUAAUACCAUCUUCAAGUUCAUUCCCCUUGUAUAAGCCCUCUAUGCAUCCUUUCCAUAUUUCACAUUUCCCUUCUUUGCUUAGUACUGUUUUCCAUCUGAGCUCUUUGUAUUCUCUUUCCUCUAAAGGCCUUUUUAAUUUUUCUACACACAUUAUCCAUCUAUGCUUAUAUAUCAUUACAUUUUCCUCUAGACAUUUUUCAGUUCCUGUCAAUCUCAUCUUUCGACAUUUCUAUUUGCUUUUGACUGCUCAGUUCUUAAGUUUUCUCCUUUCAACUGUUACAUUCAAUGUCUCUCAUGAUAUCCAAGGACUUCUACCAGGCCUUGUCUUUCUUUCUAUGUGAUCCCCUCCUGCAGCCUUCAGUAUUUCAUCUCUCAAAGCAACCCAUUCGUCCUCCACUGUAUUCCUUUCCCCUGUUAUAGUCAGUUGUUGCCUUAUGCUCCCACUGAAACUCUCAAAAAAAUCUCUGGUUCUUUCUAUCUUUGAUUUACUACCUUUUCGCAAAUUCUGCAGAUUUGCUCUACAGUUCAUAACCAAUAAGCCAUGGUGGAGUCCACAUCUGCUCUGGAAAUGUCUUAUAGUUUAAAAUCUGGUUCCAAAGUAUCUCUCUUCCCAUUAUACAAUUUAUCUGAAAUCUUCUGGUGUCCCCUGGUUUCUUACGUGUAUACUACCUCAUUUCACUAUUCUCAAACCACGUGUUAGUGGUGAUUAAAUUAUACUCCGUGCAAAAUGCUAUCAGGUGGCUUCCUCUUCCAUUCUUCCCCCUCCCAGUCCAUACUUCUUGUUCCCACUAUCAAAUUGCCAGCCCCCAUUACAAUUAAAUUUUCAUCUCACAUAACUAUCUGAAUAAUUCCGUUUCGUUACACAUUUCUUCAAACUCUUCAUCAUCUAUGGAGAUAGUUGCUAUAAAACCUGUACUACUGCAGUGAAUGCUGCUGGCUUCAUGCCUAUUGUGGCUACAAUAAUGCAUUCACUAUGAUGUUCAUCAUAGUUUAUUUACAUUCCUAUUUUCUUAUUCAUUAUUAGACAUACUCCUGUAUCCCAUAGCAGUCACAAUUUUUUUUUUUUUUUAAAUUGCAGCUACUAUGGAAUUCCAUGAUAAAUAGUAAACUAUGUCGUGGCAACUGAAGAUUAAAAAGGUAUCUUUCUUUAAAUAUAUACAAUAAGCAUAGUUUCUGAAGAAGAGUUACAAUACUAGUUCUUCAUUUCAACAUGUUAUCCAGUUCCACACUCGGAUAUUUUGAACAUCGCUCAUCUCUUAUUGUCUUUUUCCUCCCACAAUGUUACAUUUUGCAUGGAAAUGACUGUAUGUACUAAGUUUUAUUUAUUUAUUUAUUUAUCUAUCCUAAAUUAAGUCACUGACCUACACAUAAAAAUAUAUCAAUACUUCCACUGAAAAAUUUAUUUGUGAUUUCUUGCAUUUUUAUAUCUGUAUUGGUGUUUAUUAUAAUGAUAUAAACAUCAGGUAUUACUAAUCAUACUUUAAUGUUAAGUAAUGUCUAUUAGUAACAAGAAGGUAGCGAUUUCUAAGUGUGUCAGUACUGUACUGCAAUACGUUUUCAUUCUGGUGCACUCUCUCACUCUCUCUCUCUUGAAUACGUUAUUGAAUUUAAACCCUAUGAUAAUGAAUGCUUACAGGGAAAAGGUAUUAAGACAACAGGCAAACUGAGAAAUCCUACAUACAGGCUAAUAACCACAUAUGCACACACACCCAAUCAAAAAAAAAAAAAAAAAAAAAAAAAAAAAAAAAAAAAAAAAAUGGAUUCAGAAAAAAGAAACAUACAAGCUGAGAGGAUCUUGUCGGCACUUCUAAUUAAUAAUACUUAAAAUUUCUUAAUAGCUAAUACACAUAAAUUGCUGACAAGGGUAACACGGAAGAAUGGUGAAGUAAGCCAAUCUGCUAGAUGACGAUUUGUUUGGCUUUAGAAAAGGUAUAGGCACCAGAGACGCAGUUCUGACAUUAUGGUUGAUAAUAUAAUGAGACUUAAAAAGAAACAUCAAGACAUGUCCAUAGGAUUUGUAAACCUGAAAAAGUGUUUAUAAUUUAAAGUGAUGCAAGUUAUGUGAGAAUCUGAGAAAAUACAAGAAGAUAUAGAGAGACACAAGUAAUACACAAUAUGUACAAGAACCAAGAAAGAACAAUAAGUGUGUAAGACAAACAACGAAGUGCUAGAAUUAAAAUGGUGUACAAUAGAGAUGCAAUUCUUUAGCCCUUUUGUUCAAUCUAUAUAUCGAAUAAGAUAAUAGAAAUAGAAUAAAGUUUCAAGGGUAGUAUUAAAAUUCAGAGUGAAAAGUUAUCAAUCGUAAGAUUCAUUGACGACACAAUCCUCCUCAGUGAAAGAGAAUUAAUGGGCCCAUUGAAUACAAUAAUCAGUCUAACGAGUACAAACACAGAUUGAAAGUAAACUGAAGAAAGACCAAGGCAAUGGGGAGUGGCAGAAAUGAGAUUAGCAUUAAACUUAAACAUCACAAUUGAUGGUAACUAAGUAGAUAAAGUGAAAGAAUCCUGAUAGCUUUGAAGCAAAAUAACAUAUCACGAACAAAGCAAAGAAGACAUAUGGAAGACUAGCAGAGGCCAAGAGAGCACCCCUGACCAAAAGAAAUCUAAUGGUAUUGAACAUGUGCCUUAAUUUGAAGAAGUAAACUGAACAAUUUGUGAAAACAGUAGGAAAUUAAGAUAUGGCACCUGCAUAAGUUCUAAAAACCAGAGGUUGAUGAGAGUUUCAAAGGGAAUAUUAGGCAACAACUGAUGGAAACAGGAAGAAAGGAAUAUAUUGGAAAACGAAUGGGUUGCUCUGAGAUGAAAUAGUAACGACUGUGGAGGUUCACAUAGGGGAAAAGACAAAGCCUAGUAGAAAUCCUUGGAAAUCACAGGAGAUACUGAACUCUGUGACCAAUCGGAACGACGGGAGUGAAAGCUGCUGGUAACCAUAGAUUAAACAUUUGUAUAUCCACACAUCGUAAACUUGCAGAAACUUACAGAUGCAACGCUACGCACUUAUCUCGUUAAUGUGCAUAUAUAACAGAUACGGUUCUUACCCUGUAUGUCUGUCGUAGCUCCGAAUACGUUUAAAAUUAAAAAAAUUGUGAGGCCCAGGACCAAAACUAACAACGUAAUUCCUCGUUGUCGCUUCCAAUAUGCAAAUCAAUAGCAAUCAAGUUAAAACUAACGGUAAAAUACGAAAACCAGCACUAUAAAAACACUUCGAAGUUCUUGGAUGUAAUUUAUAUCACAAUUUCUGGAAAAAUAGUUGCUUAUUUAUUGAACUUGAAGGCUUGAGCCACUACAUACGUAAUGUCCAGAUGUUGUUCGCACUUUAAUGAUGUGGAGUGAUACAAGAUGUAUGCCUUUCAAGACAGUGAAGUAUGUGAUGCAACAACGAUGCCUACUUAUGAAACGAAAAGUACACGAAUACUUAGAGCUUACGGUGUCAAUAUGACAUUUUCACUAUUUCGUGACGAAACACCGCUUAUACUCAUACGGCACAUCAAACAGCAACACACUGCAAACCACUAUAUGUAUAUUAAAUAAACAGCAAAUUCUAAAAAAAAUUAAAAAAUCGAAUUCCGUCAGCAAUUUAACCACUCCUGUGUCUGGCUGACAAGCUCAUUUCACGCUACUUUUUAUAUGUAGGAUCUCUGAUUUAGGGGAGUGGUAUAUGAGUGCGGAUACAAUAACAUUUGCCGAAAUCAUGGAUAGGCAAUCGCGUUGCAAGUGGUCGACGGAAGAAACUGAGACUCUGCUUUCCCUCAUCGAAGAGUUCGACAUGAUACCUUCGUUAUUUUUCCAUCGCUGCAAUCGUGAUACAUUUAGACGACUUAGUUCAGAACUGAGCACUCGGUUUGGUAUACACCGAACCAAAGAACAGGUCCGUAUACGAUGGAAACAUAUGAAGCACGAAUACGUAAUGACAAAAAAGACAAACAGCCGACACCAUCUCUCAAAAAGCGUGGAACCUAUUUUUGACAGACUCGAUAUUUUAGUGGAGCGAGCGCAAAGAGGGCUGAUAAGCCACAUCGAAAGUGCCACUUUAGUCGAGGACAGCUUCCUGGGGCCGCAGGAGCCGCUGCUGCUGGGGCAUAUCAAAGAGGAGCCGCCCGACGUGCCGUCGACGUCUGCAUCGCCGCCGCCACCAUCUCGCUUCAUCCGCCCUACUCUCAGGGAGCAUCAGCAGCAACCAUGGCCUCGCCGCCAAGUUCCGCAGCAGAUGCCAGGGACGAGUGGAGGACCAGGAGGAGGGGGAGGUGGUGCUGGUGGAGGUGGAGGUGGUCAGCAGUCUGCGAAGCAGUCGGUUGGGCAACAGAUGGCAAUGCUUAAGAAGCAAGUUGGGCAGCCAGGCACAAUGCAGCAGCACGGUGCCAACAAGGCUACAGGCCCACCUCGGCGUGCAGUGAGCCCAUCCCCACCGCAGUCGCCACAAGUGGCCCCUCCGGAGGUUUGCCUGCGUUGGAACAGCUAUCACUCAAACAUGCAAGCCACUUUCCCCAGCUUGCUGACCAAUGAGCAGUUUGUUGAUGUGACGCUGGCGUGUGAAGGGCGCAGCAUAAAAUGUCACAAGGUCAUCUUGUCAGCUUGCAGUUCGUACUUUGAAGGAUUGUUAAGUGAAAACCCAUGCCAGCACCCAAUUGUUCUGAUGAAGGAUCUGCGUUAUUGGGAAGUGCAGGCACUUGUUGACUUCAUGUAUAGGGGAGAAGUCAAUGUUGGUCAAGACAAGUUACCCUCAUUGCUUGCUGCUGCAGAGGCUCUCCAAAUCAAAGGAUUAGCAGGACCUGCUUCCACUCCAUCCUCACAAGAUGAAGAUUCAAUGCCCGCAACUAUUGAGGAUUUUCUGGAUGAGCAAGUGCCGUCUCCCAUAACUGAGAGGCGCAUGCGGAAGCGAAGAAUGAUGGGUUCUCCACAGCAGCAGCCUAUAAGGCCACAGCACAUUCAGCAGCAGCAGCACCACCACCAGCAACAGCAACAGCACCAGCAGUUACAGCAGCAGCAGCAGCAGCAUCAACAGCAGCAUCAACAUCAGCCACGCCAUCAGCAGCUACAGAGCCAUUCUCAGCCACAUCCACAACCCCAACCCCAACGACAUGUCUCUCUCCAAUCCUCCACCUCAUCUGUAGGACAACCACCCAUGGGAAGAGUUCCAAGACAGCAGCAGCCUCAGCAGCUCCCAGCUCGCAACCCUCCUAACUCUAUACCAUCCACCUCAGGUUACCGGCACGAACAGCCAAUGUCUGAAGCUGCCCCUCCACGAAAGCAACGGAGAUCUGAACCACUACCAGAAGUGAAAAUUGAGCCAAUUGAUAUUGACUUGAGUAAUGAUUCGAUGGAUGAAGAAUUUGUUGAAAAAAAAUUUACACUACCUACUGAAGCCAAAGAUGAUGGUGGUGGAGCAGAGACAGUGACUGAACCUGUGACUGAGCAGAAACCUGAUAUUGAGACGGAAAAUUUUAGUGCAACUGAACUAUCGAAUGUGCAAGAAAUGCAAGACUAUCCUUUCGAGCCGGGGAGCAACAGCUGUGGAGCUAAAUCUGAGAACAUUGCAGAAGUCACAAGUGAUUCUCCAUUUGGCAGUAGUCCAGGAGGAGAUGAUGUCAAUUCUCGUGAUGCACCGGGUGAAGAUUAGGCCUGCUGCGUCGUCCUGACAGUUCCUAAUGCUCCACUGAAUCGUGAUAUUGUUAUGUGACUUGGGUUUUUUCCCUUUAACUCAGAAAGACUGUGAAGGUGGAAAACAUAGUUUUGACAGGUACAUUUUUUAAUAAUUGAUGUGUAAGAAAGUACGCACAGAGAAGGGUAUAGUGCAGACGUUCUGGGGCCAUCCAUAAAAAUAAUCUGGUCUCUGAACUAUGUGAAAUGAGGUAGCAUUUUAUACUUCUAAUUAUAUUUAUUUAAACCAUAUACUGGAUUGAUAUGAUAGUCCGUGACUAUACAGAAACAGUACAUAUUUCAUUCAUUUAAGACUCAGUCUCAUUACGUGAUACAUGUUGGUUACAUAUUUCAUUCAUUCAGAACUUGUGUUCUCAUUGUGACGUAUUGGUAAAUUACACAAAUUAAAAUCUGAUGUUCAAGAUCUGAUGUUCAUAAUUAGUCACAUUAACACCUUGAAAACUGAAAGUAAUGCUGAUGUAUUCUGGUUUAUAGUAACUGUGAACUAAAGAGCUAUUAAGAAAGAUUAUUUUUUGUAUCGGCAGGUUAGCUAUAAUUGAUGUUUUUAUAUUUUGCACAAGGUUAGAUACAUUGGAUGCAAAAUGUUUUAUGGUUUGCUUCUAGCAAUAUUUCAUUCUGUCCUUGCCCAAAAGUGAUGACACCAGUGGUUUAGGCACACAGUGGCAAUACAUUCAUUAGCAAAGUCUCGUGAAAUGUUGUUAACAGAACACUCUUCUAGUGAGCCUAAAUGUCUUCAAAUAUGUUGAAUCACUUGCCUUGAUUGUUUAAAAAGUGUUGUCAGACGAUGGCAGUAUGGUGUAGCCAUAUUUUGUGGUGCCUUGCAUCAAACAUCAUUAUUUAAAUGAAGUUUGGUGCUCAAUGAAUGUGUGUUUCAUGCUGUGUAGAAUUCUAUGCUACAACUGGUUACCUGUAAGGAUGUAAAUUUGUAAUAUUCAUUUGAAUGUUCCUAUUCUUGAAAUUUUGGGCAGAAUGUUACAUAAAAAUGGGAAAGAAGUGAUUUUGAUCUUCCUGUACAGAUAAAGCAGCUUAUUACUUGGAUGUGCUGGUUAAUUUUCUUUCCUGUAACUCGUCAUCCACUACAUUGUAGCAAUCUGGAGGUAUGUUUUUCUCACCCCCCCCCCCCCCUCCCCCACUUUCAAAACUAGGAUGUAGGAACCCGAAAUAAAUAUUGCAGUAUUGGAUUGCACACAAUUCGCCGUAGUAGUUGGAUUGUGUCAUGAAGAACAAUAUGAUAUGUUAUAUAUGUUGUCUGUAUUAAAAAUUUCUUUUUUCUAAACAUCCAUUAUUUGUAAGGCAGUUUAUUUUGUUAAAAAUGAUGUACCCAAAGAAUACCUUGUUCAUCAGACUGAUCAGUAUGCACUGUCCAAAGUAGACAUUUUCCCCUCCAUAUUAUUAGUUAUAAGUGUGUAGUUGUUACAUUUGAGUUUGAUGUUUUUGUAGAAAUAAUGAAAAAUAAAAUCUGAACAUGA
Molecule: messenger RNA, 7127 nt
Organism: Schistocerca gregaria
Lineage: Eukaryota; Metazoa; Arthropoda; Insecta; Orthoptera; Acrididae
Product: protein bric-a-brac 2-like
Exons: 9
Coding region: 3659-5617 (652 amino acids)
Biological process (GO): regulation of transcription by RNA polymerase II
Cellular component (GO): nucleus
Molecular function (GO): DNA binding; protein binding
Source: RefSeq, a predicted model, not a curated record